This is a messenger RNA of Nipponia nippon (crested ibis), 1647 nucleotides long. It is a transcript of the gene SLC22A15, whose product is annotated as solute carrier family 22 member 15. The record is from RefSeq and is a predicted model, not a curated record. Gene Ontology annotation, biological process: transmembrane transport. Gene Ontology annotation, cellular component: membrane. Gene Ontology annotation, molecular function: transmembrane transporter activity. NCBI's taxonomy places the organism in Eukaryota, Metazoa, Chordata, Aves, Pelecaniformes, Threskiornithidae.
AUGGAGGUGGAGGAGGCGUUCCCGCUGGUGGGGCAGAUGGGGCCCUACCAGGUGUACCUGUGCGUCCUGCUGGCUGUGCUCCUCCAGCUCUAUGUGGCCACUGAAGCCAUCCUCAUUGCAUUGGUAGGUGCAACUCCUCCCUACCAGUGGGACCUCCAAGAGCUCUCAGCUAAUCAGAGCCACAGCAACCAGUCAGUGAGCGAGCAGAGAGCUUUUGGGGAAUGGCUUCUGACCGCCAAUGGCAGCGAGGUGCAUAAGCAUGUACACUUCAGCAGCAGCUUCACAUCAAUAGUCUCUGAGUGGUUUUUAAUUGGCAACACAUCGUACAAAGUCAGUGCUGCCAGUUCUUUCUACUUCAGUGGUGUGUUUGUUGGAGCAAUCUCCUUUGGCCAGUUGUCAGAUCGCUUUGGGAGGAAGAAAGUCUAUCUCACAGGUUUUGCCCUGGACAUCUUGUUUGCCAUUGCAAAUGGAUUCUCACCCUCAUAUGAGUUCUUUGCCAUCUCUCGCUUCUUGGUAGGGAUGAUGAAUGGUGGGAUGUCACUGGUGGCCUUUGUUCUACUGAAUGAGUGUGUGGGUACUGCCUACUGGGCAUUAGCAGGGUCUAUUGGUGGCUUGUUCUUUGCUGUGGGAAUUGCCCAGUAUGCUUUAUUAGGCUACUUCAUUCGUUCCUGGAGGACUCUGGCUGUUGUGGUUAACCUGGAAGGAACAGUCGUCUUUCUUCUCUCUCUAUUCAUUCCAGAGUCCCCUCGCUGGCUCUAUUCACAAGGCCGGCUGAAUGAAGCAGAAGAUGCCCUCUACCUCAUUGCGAAGAGGAACCGCAAGCAGAAGUGCACUUUUUCAUUAAAACUCCCAGCAGAGAGGAGCUCCAGAGAGGCUGGCAGCUUCUUGGAUCUGUUCCGAUAUAAGAUUCUCUUGGGACGCACCUUGAUCAUGAUGUUUACCUGGUUUGUGUGCAGCUUGGUUUACUAUGGUCUUACCCUUAACGUGGGUGACUUAGGUGGAAGUAUUUAUGCCAAUUUAGCCCUUUCAGGGUUGAUAGAAAUCCCAGCAUACCCAAUUUGUAUUUACUUGAUUAAUCAAAAAUGGUUUGGUCGGAAGCGAACACUGAGUGCGUUUCUGUUCCUGGGAGGACUGGCUUGUCUUAUUGUCAUGUUUCUUCCUAAAAAGAAAGAUACUGGAGUGUUUGCUGUGGUGAAUAGUCGCUCUCUGUCUUUGCUGGGGAAACUGACAAUCAGUGCUGCAUUUAACAUUGUCUACAUCUACACAUCGGAACUUUAUCCCACAGUGAUCAGGAAUGUUGGAAUGGGUGCCUGCUCCAUGUUUUCCCGUGUUGGUGGAAUCAUUGCUCCUUUCGUCCCUUCAUUGAAAUCUGUACAGUGGUCUCUGCCUUACAUUGUGUUUGGAGCGACUGGUCUUUUGUCUGGGCUCUUAAGUUUAUUGUUGCCAGAGACCUUAAACAGUCCUUUGCUAGAAACUAUUUCAGACCUGCAGGUAUGCUCGUACUGGAGGCUGGGUGAUGAAGCCAUGUCAUUGCAAGCCCUAGAUGGCUCACAGUCUGGAGACAAAGACAGUUCUGCAGGGAGUGGAAGUGAAGAUGAGGAGUUUUAUGAUGCUGAUGAAGAGACUCAUAUGAUCAAGUAAUGAAAA